GUUAGAAGUGAAGGCAUCGCUGUAAGGUGUUUCCAGAUGUGGAACACGGGGCAUUAGCGAUCAGCUCAACCUUUUUCACGUGACAGCACGUUUAGAAGAUGAUGUUUGUGUAGCUCACUGGAUAAACGGACCCUGUCUGGCAGUCAGGGAGUCCCAGACCCUUCCCAGCUGCCUCAGGGGCUGAGAGGAUCCAUAUGUUGACACAUAAAUUUGUCAUCAGUAUUGCUGCAAUAAGCAACAUUCAUUCGUUUUCUCCACAGCUACUUUUAGUGUGUCUGACACGGCUAAAUCUUGGGGAUAUAGGAGUGACCAUGGCACUUUGAGGUGGAGUGGGUGUGGGUUGACUUACCAAACAAAUAAUCAUGAAUGUAUAAUUACAGUUGGUGAUAACUUUUCUGAGGGAAAUGUGAUUGCAGUUUGUAUAAUCAAAGAACAGUGGAGAGUAUAAGGGAUCAUAACAGGGGAACCUGAUUUUGAUUAGCGAGGCUUCUCUAACAAAGUGGCCUAAAGGGGGGAUGGCAGAGGAGUCGGUGGGCCAUGCGAUAUGGAGAAGAGCAUUCCAGGCAGAAAGAAAAGCACAGUUGCAUCUUUCAAGGCCCCGAUAUGAAGAGUUGUGUUCGUUUGGGAACUAAAAGAAGGCCAGAGUGGCUGCAGCAAGGGAGGCCAUGAUGUGAAAUGAGACUUGAGAGGUAGGUGCUGCAGACAGAAGAAAUUGUAAAUUCAAGCCUGAUCCCAACAUCCCUCCAACCUUCAGUGCCUUGAACCAGGACUACAUUGGAAGUGGGUGGUCACGAGGACACAUGGCUCCAGCGGGAAAUAACAAGUUUUCAUCUAAAGCCAUGGCUGAAACCUUCUACCUUUCUAAUAUUGUGCCUCAGAAUUUUGAUAAUAAUGCUGGAUAUUGGAACAGAAUAGAAAUGUACUGUCGAGAACUGACAGAGAGGUUUGAAGAUGUUUGGAUUGUAUCUGGACCGUUGACCUUACCUCAGACUGGAAGUGAUGGAAAGAAAAUAGUUAGUUACCAGGUGAUCGGUGAGGACAACGUGGCGGUCCCCUCACACCUGUAUAAGGUGAUCCUGGCUCGCAGAAGCCCAGAGUCGACUGAACCGCUGGCACUAGGGGCCUUCGUGGUGCCCAAUGAAGCCAUUGGCUUCCAACCCCAACUCAGUGAAUUCCAAGUGAGCCUUCAGGACCUGGAGAGAUUGUCGGGACUGGUGUUUUUCCCUCAUUUGGAUAGAACUAAUGGUAUCAGGAAUCUCUGUUCUGCGGACACCUGUAAGCUCCUGGAUUUCCAGGAGUUCACUCUGUACCUGAGCACAAGAAAGAUUGAGGGAGCCCGAUCGGUCCCCAGACUGGAAAAGAUCAUGGAGAACCUGAAGAACGCAGGGAUUGAGCCCGAUGAUUAUUUCAUGACUUGCUAUGAGAGGAAACUGGAAGAACUCAAAGCUAAGGAGCAGGCAGGACUCCCGGAGAGAAAGCCGUCCUAGUGUUCACCUCGGAAGCGUGUGUCAUCUGCAGUGAGACACAUGCCCUCUUCGGGCUCAUGUAUUUGAGAGGCUUUGCUUCUUUGAAAAAAUGAUGGAAUCCUAAAUUUAGGACUAAACUCCCUAAAAGACGAAAGAGCUAAGCCUUUUUGGUUAGUAUUUUAUUUGACGUGGAACUAACUGUUAAAGGAACUGCGACACCUGUUGAUCCAGGGCUGACCUUGCGCCGGGUCAGCUGGAGGACUGUGUGUGUGAGAUGGUGCGAUCGUGCCCCUCGGCGUGUACUGUAUGGGAAGCACCUUACCUUCUCGUCUCCGAGUCUACAGUCUCUGAUGCAUCAGCGCGGCGCUCCUGGAACCCGGUGUUGUGCUGCGUUUUCCUUCUUAGGACCUGAGUGGGUCUUAGAGAAGCUGUUAGAGCGCCUCUGUGUUACCCUGUCGACGGGGAUGAUGCUGGGCAGGGCAGAAGCAGAUUUACAGUUGUUCAGACAAUAAUGUAAUAAUAAUACAAGAUAAACUUUCGCAUACUCA
Messenger RNA from Myotis brandtii (Brandt's bat), 2014 nucleotides. RefSeq names its product endo/exonuclease (5'-3'), endonuclease G-like (gene EXOG). The transcript has 5 exons. Gene Ontology annotation, biological process: apoptotic DNA fragmentation. Gene Ontology annotation, cellular component: nucleus; mitochondrial inner membrane. Bases 801 to 1487 code for a protein of 228 amino acids. The record is from RefSeq and is a predicted model, not a curated record. Gene Ontology annotation, molecular function: 5'-3' exonuclease activity; single-stranded DNA endonuclease activity; RNA endonuclease activity. Lineage: Eukaryota; Metazoa; Chordata; Mammalia; Chiroptera; Vespertilionidae.